Molecule: messenger RNA, 2250 nt
Organism: Herpailurus yagouaroundi (jaguarundi)
Lineage: Eukaryota; Metazoa; Chordata; Mammalia; Carnivora; Felidae
Gene: METTL15
Product: methyltransferase 15, mitochondrial 12S rRNA N4-cytidine
Exons: 9
Coding region: 350-1789 (479 amino acids)
Biological process (GO): rRNA base methylation
Molecular function (GO): rRNA (cytosine-N4-)-methyltransferase activity
Source: RefSeq, a predicted model, not a curated record
GCUAGACCGCAGCUGCAGGUGGGAGGUAGCCACCUGGGAUCCUCAGACCACUUCAAGAGCCGCGGGCGAAGGGCCCGGUCCUUGGGUUCAGGGAACGCUAUUUGAACCCCCUCGCGCCUGCAGGACCCUUUGUCAGCUGGGGCCUGAAAAGAGCGGAACGAAAGGCGGACGGUUUUCGGUUGCUGGGGCGGACGUGGAUCCGAUCUGUCCGUCCUUGCAAGUUUCCCCCAAGGCUGGGACCUAGACGUGCGCCAACUCGUGUUCUCUGGCACCAUAGUAGUGGUCGUCGCUGGCCCGAGUUAGAAGCCAACAGUGAAUUCUUCGUGCCUCAGAUUGGUUGACCUACAAGAUGCUUCGAUACCCAUAUUUUUGUAAAAUCUAUAAAGAAUUUCAUUCAUGCUGGUUGGAAUCUGGCAUAUUUAAUUUAGGUAUCUGGCCAAAAAAAAUACAUGCUACAACAGAAAGAUGUAAUGAAUAUGAAGCCGAGGAGCAAACAGAUCAAACUGGAGCUCAGGAGUUACAUAGAUCUCAAAAUGGAGAUUUUGAAGCUAUGACUAAAUUACAUAUCCCAGUAAUGGUGGAUGAAGUUGUUCGUUGUUUGGCACCACAAAAAGGCCAGGGAUAUAUGAUUUCCUGUAAGAAUGUGAAUGGGGAAACUAAAUUCUUUCAAAUGAGUUUCCUGAUCAGAUUUUAUAGAACUACUCUCUACCUCUGUCUACACUAUUUCUGUCCUGGGAGACUGACCUUCCCCAGCCAAAUCAUCUGGCUCCCCUGCCCUGUGGCUUCUGGUUGGAUUACGCAAAUGGGAGUCACCAGCUGGAGAUCAGAGAGUGAGAUUUUUCUAGAUAUGACAUUUGGUUCAGGAGGACACACAAGAGCCAUUCUACAGAAGGAGUCAGAUAUUACUCUGUAUGCCUUAGACAGAGACCCGACAGCUUAUGCAAUAGCUGAACAGCUUUCAGAAUUCUAUCCUAAACAGAUCCGAGCUAUGCUAGGCCAGUUCAGCCAGGCAGAAGCCUUAUUAAUGAAAGCUGGAGUGCAGCCAGGGACUUUGGAUGGAGUUCUUUUGGAUCUUGGGUGUUCCUCCAUGCAACUUGAUGCUCCUGAAAGAGGUUUUUCCCUUCGGAAGGACGGCCCCUUGGACAUGAGAAUGGAUGGUGGCAGGUACCCUGACAUGCCCACCGCAGCUGAUGUUGUGAACGCUUUAGAUCAACAGGCACUUGCCUCCAUCCUGAGAACAUACGGGGAGGAGAAGCAUGCCAAGAAAAUCGCUUCAGCAAUCGUUCAGGCUCGCAGCCUCUACCCCAUCUCCAGAACCCAGCAGCUUGCCAGCAUCGUUGCAGGUGCAUUUCCUCCAUCUGCUAUUUUUGCACGAAAAGACUUGCUACAACGAUCUACCCAUAUUGCUACCAAGACUUUCCAAGCUUUUCGAAUAUUUGUAAAUAAUGAGCUCAAUGAACUUUACAUAGGAUUGAAGACAGCUCAGAAGUUUCUGAGACCUGGUGGUCGCCUUGUUGCCCUCUCCUUCCAUUCACUAGAGGAUCGCAUUGUCAAACGAUUCUUGCUUGGGAUAAGCAUGACAGAAAGGUUUAACCUAAGUGCCAGACAGAAGGUGAUACAAGCAUCACAAUUUCGUUCAAGUUAUGAAAACAAGGAAGGAGACUGUAUAAGCAGAGCCCCUUUAAUGUGGGAAUUGAUACACAAGAAAGUACUUACUCCAGAAGAUCAGGAUGUACAGGAUAACCCCAGAGCACGCUCAGCUAAGCUUAGAGCAGCCAUCAAAUUAUGAUAAAGAAAGUUUUCAUCAUGUGGUCCUUCAAGUUUUCCCUCAGAGUUUCUCUUCUUUUAUUGGAUAUUCCUGAAUAACUUAAUAUAAGGAAGUAUGGGAUCUAUAGAGAAACAUGUACUAUAUAUGUGUGGAAAUUGAGGGUAUUUACCAUUUUUUGUCUUAGAAAGAAAAUCUCAGAAAUACGAGCAUGACACAGAAGGUUCAACUCAAGGAGAAGCAGCAUCCUAAAACUCGAAAAAUGUCUCUAUCUGAGCAUUAUAUUUGACUUUUGAAAUGUAGUCCUUUCCCUAAUCAUGGAAAAUUUUUAAAAAGAAGAAUACUAUAUUUAUUUAAGUAUGAACACUCAAACUGUCAGAAGAUAGAGAUUAUAAUUGUAUCUGUAUUUUCUAAGUUCUGAAUUUAGAUAUUCAGAUUUGCAACAAACUUUCUAUGGGUCAAGUAAUAAAUAAUAAGUAAGUAAA